AACGCCACUGUCAUGACAACUCAAGUUUAAUGGAUGCCGUUCCCUGAGAAAUGCUGAACCCCACGGAUGAAAAAGAGCCACGUCAGAGGCAGUGCGCAAGCAGAACUCAAGAAGGCAGACGUGGCAAGAUUGGUGUGUUUGUGUGUGUAUGUGUUUUGGCAUCCUUCGACAUAGCCUAGGUCCGUAAAGAUUCUCUCGCUCACCAGCAUGUCAACGAAUCUGAGCUUCGCACGUUUGUUUUGUGUCAAAAGCUCCGCACGACACAUGGCGAGACCAGGAACACUUACGACCUACGACUGGCACCUGAAUUUCAUGGCACCUGCCGUGGGCGAAGAUGCAAAAUUGGCCACAUCAACCUUGUAUGAAGAGAAUGUGCAUUUUGGCACUCAUUUGGAGGUCUGGGGUAGCUGGUACGACAUGGAGAAGAGAUGCUGGGGUUAUGCCUGCUGCAGGGUGACCAGGCAGCAACAGAGGCGCUGCCCAAAGACGGCACCAUAUGCAGAAGGCGAAGAGGAGGAGGAGGAGGACAUGGAGGUGAAGGUGAGCCGUCGAAUGGCGGAGCUCUUGGAGAAGAAUCCCUCAUUCACCGGGGACGUGCCCACGCCCGACCAGGCAACUUCAAUGCCGAGAUGGGCAUCACACGUACGAGCAAGGGCUCACCUGCCUCGACAUCAAACCGAGACCGUUGCUGGGAAGGAGAAGGACUGGAGCGAUGCCGAGCUGAAGAACUUCAUCCACAGCAAUGGGCUCAUCAGACCGGCCAGGACAAAGGGCCAGCAAAAGCCGGAGCCAACUGCGGCUGAUUGGAAGGUCUUGGAGUUGGAACCUGGGGCUGAUCCUGCCCAGCUGAAGAAGGCCUACCGACGCUUGGCCUUGCUCUACCACCCCGACAAGCAGAGAAAUGAAAAGGACAAGGCCUCCGCAACGGAGAAGUUUCGCAAGGUGGUGGAGGCCUACGAGGCCAUUGCCGGACAUGUGGCAGAGAUCCCUGCAGUGGCCGCGACAGAAGGCGUGCGAAAGCGGCGCUGGCGCAUCGUCAUAGUGGAAUGAAUCCGCGAGAAAAAGAGAUGCUUUCAACUUUCAGCUGCUUGGAUCUGCGAAACACAUCCGAAUGAUUUGUUUCCCGAAUAGUUUUGCACUUCCCGAAUAGCUUUGCACUCUUCGAAUCCAGCUC
Molecule: messenger RNA, 1174 nt
Organism: Durusdinium trenchii
Lineage: Eukaryota; Dinophyceae; Suessiales; Symbiodiniaceae
Source: the annotation of a GenBank genome assembly